GAGACGGUGGGGGGAGGGUCACGUGUGUACACACUGUUGGGCUCAGCAGCACUCCAGCAGUAGUAAAGUCUGUAACGGACGGCCCCUUUUCACAACGAGCCUCGUCCGGAAAGUUGAGAAAUGAAGUCAGUAUCCACCGACAUGCAUUAAAACGUUUUCUGGUGUGCCGUUUUGGGGCUUUAAGAGCGCGGAGAGAGCCGAGCCGUAUUUUAGGACGCGUUUGUUUGUUUGUUUGUCAAAUGAAACGACUGAGAAAUGCCAGUGGAAAUGCUUCAUCCGAACCCUAUGCCUCCGUAGGUUUGUCACCGACCCAAAUCCAUACGUUUGUGCAGUCGACCCGUUGAGAGAGUCUUGACCUGCGUCAGAGCCCAGCAAUGUGGAUCUGCAUUGUUUACAAUGAGACGGACACCAGUGUGGACUUCCGGCUCUGCCAGGACUAUGGCCUCAUCCUGUCAAUCCUCUCCCUCAUCUACCUCCUGGUGUGCUUCCCAUUGGGCUUGUGCUACAAUGUGCUUCUCGUUGUGGUCAACCUCUCCAACAAGGUGUCCAUGACCAUGCCCGAUGUGUAUUUCGUCAACAUGGCCAUUGCAGGCCUCGUGCUCAACCUGGUGGCGCCCGUGGAGCUGCUCAGUUCAACUUUCACGCGCUGGCAUGCAUGGGAUUACAAUAACGAGGUCUACAUCACGCUUCUCAUCCUCUUUAACAUCUCCUCUCUGGUCAUCAUGUAUUCCACCACACUGCUCAGUCUGGACUACUAUAUAGAGCGGGCGCUGCCUCGUACAUACAUGUCCAGUGUGUACAACACUAAACAUGUGUGUGGGUUCAUCUGGGGCGGGGCGGUGCUCACUAGCUUCUCUUCGCUUCUCUUCUAUGUGUGCAACCACAUCUCCACUAAGAUGGUGGAGUGCUCCAAAAUGCAGAACAAGGAGGCAGCAGACGCCAUCAUGAUGUUCAUCGGCUACGUGGUUCCAGCUGUGGCUGUUCUCUACGCCUUUGUGCUCAUUUUGCGCAUUAGGAAGGAGUCUACACCUCUGGAUCAGGACUCCGCUCGCUUGGACCCUUCUAUCCACAGACUGCUGUUAGCCUCAGUCUGUGUGCAGUUUGUACUGUGGACCCCAUACUACAUGACCCUGUUGGUGCACACUGUAGCUGGUGCACCAGGGUACAUUAGCAACGCACGUUACUUACCCACCUAUUAUUUCUUAAGAUGUGUGUCCAAACUGCUGGCAUUCUCUAGCAGCUUUGCAAUGCCUCUCAUGUACAGGCAAAUGAACAAGAACUUCUCCAACAAGCUUCAGCGGUUACUGAGGAGGCUGCAUUGCGGAGACCAGUCCUGCCCGCAUGAACGCUCAACAGUGCAGCAAGUGGUGACGUGAGAUCUCCCCCCUGGAGAUUACUGACGCCCCUCCCACUCCCCUUUUCCACCUCUAGUCGGCACUUAUUCCCCACCACCAAGCCCCCCACCCCCCGGAGCCAGUAUCUGGUCAGGCUCCCUUGCUGCUCUGGACUUUGUUAAGAGCAACGUACCUAACUGUGGAAUUUCCUGUCACCUUCCAGAACUUGAUCUGAUCUAUCCAGUUCUGCAGCAGUGAGAGGACAAACCAAGCAAAACCACUAAGUGCUGUUACUUUUAUGUCACUGCGUGAAAUUCUCCACCAAGACAAUUAGGCUUCUGCAUUGAGGGCAGUAAAUUAGCAGCUGAUCAUGCAAGGCAGUGUUUUCUCAGAGUCUCACACGAAACACAAAUUAAGUAUCCUGUUUGCAAGGAAGUCCAAGCACCACACAGAUGCUUUGUGUGUAGCUUUCUCCUGACGGUGUGCAGAUCUAACUAAUGCAUGACUACCUGAAUUUCACUGUGGGGUCCCAAUAUGCUACUAAAUACAAUUUAAGUCCCAAUGACAGUAAUUUACAAAUGAUGUAGAACUAAUAAGCUAUAAACCUUAAUUAUCAAUAUGGUGGAUGGUAGUUGGUAUAUCAGCCACCCGCCACAGCUAAUGAACUUGGGUUUCAUGUCAACAUUGCAUACGCAGCCAGUAAACACCGGUAUUGCCCUCAGACCAGAGGACUGAUCACUUGAAUGAGAAGAUGGUCCUACCAUUUCAGAGCUGAAUUUACUUUUUCCUUCAAUGUGUUGAGAGUGAUUCCUCAGCUUCGAUAAUCAUUUAAACAUUUUAAAGAUUGAGUACAAUAUUAACGGUCUCUCGCAGAAAUUGUAGCUUCAUUUCAAAAGCUAUUUUCUUUCUUGAUACCUGAAACUAAUUUUCAGCAUUAUAGAUUGAGUUCUGAGGUUUUGAUCCACUCACAGGCAUGAAGAGAUUGUUCUUGCAUAUGUUAUAAGCUCCACAACACAUAUCAUAGAAUACAUUAUAUAACAUCCACAUCAGUUUGAAGUCACACACAACUGCAUUGUAUAUGAAACUCUCACAUGAAGCUUCUAUUCAGGGUUCAGACUUAACCGGUAUACCUCUUGUGAUCUCUGCUGAAAUCACAUUUUAACCAUAAGCAGUUCAAAUCAACUCAUCAAUCUGAGCAGGAAGCCCGUUGUGUGAUUUGUUAAACUGUGUUCAUGUACAUUCCCUGCAUUGUAUGAGCACUCAUGAGUGGUUGGGAGGUUUUGUACAGUGGAAAUAUGAAGCCUGACUGCGUCACUCUAGAGGCACUAUCAGAAACCUUCAUCUGAGUGUAAAAGACUGACUUGCCAAGCAGUUGCGUUUGCAGGUGCUUGACAGAGUUUGAACUGCUGCUCGUAUGCAUUGAGAUAAUCUGCACAUUAUUGGCAAUGAUGCUUUGCUUCCUGUCUGCCACAUAGUGAAAAAAGAACAGACUAAUAGUGAUGCACCACAGUUAUAAAAUGAGAAAUAAAAACUUGUUUUUGCAUGAGGUCUGUUACAUCACUGCAUUAGUUUUUUUUUGCUUUCUGAGUGAGAGGGCCAGUUUAUAAAUCAUUCUGUGAACAGUGUGGGGCAUUCACUUGAAGAGAAAUGGAAGGUGGGCACACUGUUACAUUCCACUUGCAGACAACAAUAAAUGAUCGCCACCUGCCUUUGUAGACAGUUUUAGUUUACACCUCAAAAGAUCAUUUUAUGUUAAAACUGAAUUCUCUUAAUAGUCUAACAAUUGAAAGGCGCUUCUUCACCGUCUUCUCCAAAUAUGGUCCCUUUUGGCUUCAAUAAACCAAGAUGGCAAUGGCCAGAAUGUCAAGUUGUUAAUAUUAAAAUUGUAAAAUUAUGUGAAUAUUGUUGUCUGCAACUGAGGUAUGAAACUGUGUCCAGUGGUUUAAUUUUCGCUGCAUUGCCCCACCCACUCUCUGUGUGUCGAUAUUCAGUCAGUACUGUUUUCAACUGAGGCUGUGUGUUUACAUUGUGUGCUACAUUAUGUACUGCCCCAUGAAAAAGCUUGUACAUAUCGUGACACAGUUAAUCAUUAUUUGAUCUCUGUUCAAAGUCCUAAUGCUUACUGUUCAUGUAAGAUUGGAAAGCAAACAGUAGUGCAUGCCAGUGUCCAUUUUCAGUCCCGGAUUGGAGCAUUCUACAGUGACACUCAAAUUAUCAUGAAUAGAAUUGAAUGUUUCCCAUGGUUCUGAUUAUAUGACAGUUGAACAUGUUACCACUGGUAUUUUUUAGGCUGUUAAUCUAGUUAGAAUUUAUGUCAGUUUUACAUUUGUUUCAUUAAGAGACAUCCAACAAGAAGGCACUCAACAAAACUCUAUAUUUAUUAAUCUGAUGAUGAAAAGAUGUCUGGAUCUGAAUCUGCAUCAAACCAAACAAAACGAAUGACAAUCUGAUUUUUGGAGACUAGCUUUUUUUGGAUUUUUGAAGGAGGCCUGACAAGGAAUUCAUUACCAAGGUGAUUUAGAGCAGCUCUAAAGGGACUCUGACCCUGAGGACAAUGAAGAUAGGAGAGGUGUGAGGCUAAUGAGGAGAGAGAUAGAGGUCUGGCAUUAGUCAGUGCCCAGCUCCAGAGGCCUGAGCGUUGUUCUUGGAGGCAUGCUUGGUCCUGGUCUGGUCAUAGUCAUUGGGAGGAUGCUGAGCCUGGUUCCGGCUGCCCAGCUACGGUUCUGGUGCCCCUCCGUGCCAGCAUUUCCCACUGAGUAACCCCACGCUACAUAUGACGGCUGUCUAACUGAACUAACUAGUUAACAGCAGCUACAGUUAGCAGUUUCUUUGGCAGAAAGCUAUCUGUCCAUGUGGAAACUCCGUAAAUCAGAGAGAGCAAGUGAACAAGAAAAUACAUUGUCCAUAAGAUAUGAUGCAAAUUCACCAAAUCGGUAAAUAAAGUUCUGAAUUUCUAGGCCUACUGUAAAUAGUGUGGCCGGGCCCCCAGGAACACUCCAGUGUCUAUCAUUUUUUCAGCCUCAUUUUUGUCUCAGAAUCCUGGUUUUGAUAAACAGCAAAUUCAUCAAAUUCAGUUCCCAUAUCACUAAUUUUUAAGCGGUGAAUAAAGUUCAAAAAGUUUUUGUACGGAAAUCAACGAGGCCUGUCCACCUCACCUUUUCUGCCACUAGUGGACUAUGCACAUGUGCUGUGCAGAUGUUUACACACAAAAGGUGAGGUGCCUCACAGGGAGGUCCGCCAUUUUGUCUACUGCUAGGUAGUCUUGUCAAAUUUGGCAGGAUUACUGGGAGUUGAUAUGUGCUUGUGCCAUCUAAAUUUGGUUGCAAUCACAAAAAAGAAGGCCUCACUUUUAACAAUAAAAUCUAAUUAGUUUUCCUCAGCCCAAGUCCCGACUUAACACCAAAUUUUACUGAAUCCAUUAAGUCAUCUGUGGAAUAUCUUCCUAGGUAACAGACUAAACAAACUUCUUGACAAAAAUAAUAAUUAGCAAUCACCACAAAUGUAUUAAUGCACACAAGUGGCAAAUAAAGCUUGAUCAAAUUAGGCUCAGCAUCACACCCAGCUCAGAUUACUGCUCAGGUCUGAGUGUGAUUUGUUAUUUCAGAGGGGCCGUAAUCUCACACCAGUGCAAAGAAAUUUGAGUAAUAAUCACUGAGUAAAAUGACUGAAACAGACCAAGUGUAAAAAUGCCCUCAAAGUUCUCAUGUUUCGAAUGUAUGCAGAUCUAUUUUGGUUAUUUGAACAACCAAACCUCAGACAUCCGGAUGGAUCCACUUUCAUGUGAUACUUUUGUGACUGUGUAUGCAAGUGUAUGUGUAUAAUACAAAUUAAUGUGUAUAUAUUGUAUGUGAGAGAUUUACAGGAGAAUACCAUGCUCUUUCAAAAAUACAGUAUUAUUCUCUGAGAGAUAUAUUUAGAUUCUGUAAGUAAUCUGCUAUAUUGUCAACUGAGUCAAAGACUGAUUGAACAAUAAACUAACAUGAAUAUUA
Molecule: messenger RNA, 5323 nt
Organism: Scatophagus argus
Lineage: Eukaryota; Metazoa; Chordata; Actinopteri; Scatophagidae
Gene: gpr146
Product: G protein-coupled receptor 146
Exons: 2
Coding region: 375-1376 (333 amino acids)
Biological process (GO): G protein-coupled receptor signaling pathway
Cellular component (GO): membrane
Molecular function (GO): G protein-coupled receptor activity
Source: RefSeq, a predicted model, not a curated record